AUGAUGGAAGCGGCCGAGGCGGGAGAAUUUCUGGGACUCGACUCGAUGAAAAGGAAAUCUUCUACUGAAAACCGAGCCAGAAAUCGAAAUACUGUGCGGACAGGCACACUUGCAAAUGAGGGUCGAGAAGAUGCUACAGCACCAGCAACCUACACUCAUGAAAAGAAGUCCGAGAUAUCAAGCAGUACUUCGAACAUCGGUAUUCUCCCAGAAAAUCGCCGACAGAGAUCGCUAGAUCUAAGUGCCCGAUAUUCUCACCCUCGUGGUGUGAUGAAAUUCGGCGGCUCUUCAUUAAAUAUAUCUCCAUCAGACCAAUAUCAAAAUUGGAAAUCGAGAAUUGAAAAUCACUUAAAACAAGGCCAACCGAUUGAAGCCGCCCACCAUUUUUUGCGCCCACCGGGAGACUUCGUUGAGGAAAACAUGGAGACGCUAAAAGAACUUUCGACUAGUAUAUUCAAUGAAAACCUGAAAGCUGGCAAUACAUCUCUUGCUGGAGGAAUAUUCAGAUGGGAUGAGAGAAACGGACAAGUGACUUCAGAUUCCUGGGAAGCAUUACUCCUAGCACAGGGUUCACGAUGGAGCGCCGAUACCCUUGCAUCACUCUAUUUGCGCCAUGCCGACCGCUUCGAAUUGUCAUAUCAACUUCGAUCCCUAGUUUUGCGAUCCCUUGUGGACUCCUUUCGGCUUGGAGAAGCGAAGGAGUUUAUCUUCAGGUACCUAAAAGAUGACAGCAGCUGCGGGUUGUGUGCGAUAUACUUGGGUGGCCUUUACACGAAGAGCCGUAACAUGGAACUGGUCGAGGUACAAGCUGGGAAGUUGGCUAGCGCCCUUUUGGGACUCGGAAUACCACCCACGGAGAGAUUAUUCAAUCCUCUGUUAAAAGCGUAUAUCGAAUCUGGGUAUGACGAGAAGGCCGAGGCCUUGAUUGAGGAAAUGAAAGACAUCUACGGCAUUACUAUUGGGCUACGACCGCUGGGACUUCUUGCGUACGGAAAAGCACUAAAGAGCGACUGGCCAGCUGUGGAGGAAUAUCUCCAGCAGAUUCACGAGCUGGGAUUAGAUAAAUCUGGCCGCAAAAACUUUACAAAGAUCUUCGAUCGCAUAUUCCUUGAAUACUUCCUGGGAAAUUCUGGCGAAAGCAUCCGGACGUUUAUCUUCAAAGCAAUUGACGAGUAUGGCUUGGAGAUGGACGAUGUUCUCUUUGAGCAUAUUCUCAUCGCAUUUAUCCAGAAGGGAAGCAUGGAAAUGGUUGAUGAGUUUUUGCAGGCUGCAAAAACUAGACAAUGGAAUGUGACAUCUAACAAAGAACAUUUUAUUCACCUGUUGAGGAAUCACAGAAUGACUUGCGAGAAGAGCACGGUUGGUCUAUGGCGGAUGUUCCGAUCAUCCCAGCAGAAAAAUGGUCGGGCUGGUGCCUCUCAGAGAAUACUUGGCUUUGAUAGGGACUCUUUCCCUCUUGAAGAAGCCUACAAACUACCUUGGACUGGGGAGCGGACAACAUGGUCAGAUAAAGUCAAGUAUGCGUCAACAAGUGGACGAGAUGUGGACAAGUUUGUUGCUCUCCGGAAAAGAAUGAUCCACAGCAUUAACUCUGGCCGAAUGGAUGAGGCUCUGGAGCUCUUUACCGUGGCCAAGGCAUCGGGUAAAGUCAUGAAGCAGAUUCAUAUUGAACUAGCUGUUGUUGCGAGCCUUAUGCACAAUGGAAGCGCAAACGAAGCUCAGAAAAUCCUUGAAGAAGCCAGUAGAUUGUUCCCUGAUUUCGACAGGACAAAACUGGGGACUUUCUACAAGCAGAUCUUCGAGGUAAGGUCGAAAGAGAAGGCCUUGAAAAUGGCGGUUUUCCUGUUCUACCGGACACUUGAAGAAAACAUGCUUCCAAUCAAGCACCAUAUGACUGUUAGUGCCAGUGCAAUGUUGAUCAAGCACGGAAAGCCUGGAGCAGCUCUGAGACUCUUCCGCGCAGUUAACAAGGGAAAAUACGGUGCUACAGUGCCGUUUGAUGCUGUUGCUGUGAAGAUGAUUUCUAGAGCAGCUGCGGCCAGCGGUAGCCGGAGAGGGCUUCGGUGGGCUAUCUUGACAGCAAUGAGCCGAAAGUCAGCACUACACAGAGAUCUAGUCGUGGAGCUGCAACGGUUGGUCGCGCACCUCAAGUACCUCCUUGAGCAGCAUUCCGAGACCUCGACGCCGAACGCGGCUGACGAUGCACUCUACGACGAACUCGAGUACCUUGAAUACCUUGUGAAGCUGCUUGACCAGAAGGAAGCUGCCCAAAGUGGCCGUGUGGAUACUGCUAACGUGGCGCCAACUGAUGAAAUGCCCACGAAGGCCCAACCCACUCCAUCUUAUGAUACGCCUGUUCCCUUCCCUGAUCCAGCUUUACGGGCCAGCGGUCUCGCUCACACCCUUGCCAACUGGUGCGAGCGUUCCGAGUUUGAAACGGCGUCUGGAAAGGAGCGAAAGGGUCCUAUUGAAAUGGACGGGUUCGUAGGCUCCCGAGGAAGCAGGAAACUCGCAGAGCCAGAGCUACAGCUGAGCCAUGGCUGA
Trichophyton verrucosum HKI 0517 is the source of this 2544-nucleotide messenger RNA. RefSeq names its product pentatricopeptide repeat protein. The record is from RefSeq and is a predicted model, not a curated record. NCBI's taxonomy places the organism in Eukaryota, Fungi, Ascomycota, Eurotiomycetes, Onygenales, Arthrodermataceae. The transcript has a single exon. Bases 1 to 2544 code for a protein of 847 amino acids.